This is a messenger RNA of Solea solea (common sole), 3928 nucleotides long. Its product is annotated as microtubule-associated tyrosine carboxypeptidase-like. The transcript has 7 exons. NCBI's taxonomy places the organism in Eukaryota, Metazoa, Chordata, Actinopteri, Pleuronectiformes, Soleidae. Bases 614 to 2239 code for a protein of 541 amino acids. The record is from RefSeq and is a predicted model, not a curated record.
ACUGACUUUAUUUAUUUUGACUUGGUUCCAGGUUGGUCGUCUCAGGCUUGGAGUCGGAACUAAUAAGGAACAAUAGAGAAAGGUUAAAUAAAUAUCAUACACAAUAGCUACUCAGGUUCACACAGGAUUCUGAUCCUGGUCUGCUUUCCCAAACGGACCACACUCCAACUUUAAAGAACAUUUGGGCUGAUUACAAACACGCCCUGGAAAGCUUAAAUCAAUCAAUCAAUCAAUCAAUCUGUCUGUCUGUCUAUCUAUGGCUUUCUCUCUAUUUAUCUAUCCAUCUAUCAAUCAUCCAUUUAUCCCACCUUCCACUUCCCCCUCCCUCCAAAAUUCCUUUAACUUCCUUUUCCGGUUGUACGUGAUGACGCAGGAGGGCACGUUACGCGAUAACGUCUGACGUCAUAUCUUCCAGCUCAGCCGCCGCUGUGUGGCCGAGUCCGAGCUCCCUCCCCCCGCUGCUCCGUGAGCCGCUACCCGCGGAUGACUGUCAUCCGCCGGCUGAAAAAACAGCUACACGGCUCCUGCCUGCGGUCGGAGUGCGGAGCUUUGGUGCCGUCAUGGCGGAGUGAGUCGGUACGGAGGUCCCGGGACUGCUGCAGCAUCUGUGGUGAUGGUGCUGGACUCAGGUGAAGUCGCCAUGGAUCGGGUCGAGGGCGAACACAUCGGCAGCUGCAGAGACCCGUUGGAGCCGGAUGUCAGAGCAGAUUCACUAAAACCCAGCAGCCCUUCUGCAACAACCAGAACACCGUCCAAAAAGAGCAAUGCAGCGAAGAAAGAGAAGGUUUCCCACAACGGGCUCCCAGUCCAGACCCACCACAGUCCAGUGGAGAAGAGGGCAUCGUUAAAAGUUGGCGCCACACCCAGACCCCCGCUUCGCCGUCCCCUCAGCCUGGAGAUGACGCCCAGGAGCCUGCGAGGGUCUCAGGAGCAGAUGGCGGACAGGCGGCCUCCUUGGCGCAGCGGCUCUGCUGCUCCCUCACCUCCAGCUCGCAGCCUGACCAGCCCCAGUCUGGGUGCAGGUGGAUGGAUGCGGCGCAGUGAGAGCACCUGCUCGGUAAACUACUCCCUGGGGCUCCGGGCAAGCAAGGGGCAAAUGCGACCUGCCACCUCGCUCCCGCACAUCGCUAAAGGGACGGGGGCUACGCCGCAGCCUGCACCCGCCAGAUCCUGCCUGCUCGUCGCCCUGAGGCCUCUGAACCUGGAGCAGGAGAAGCAGGCUUUCUUUCAGUCGGAUUUCAAGUACGAGCCCCAGUUUGAGUACACUCAACCUGAGCCGAGGUCUGUGCUGGAGAAGUACCGCGAGGGCUCAGGCCUGUUCCUCGAGCAGGCGGUUGGAAUCAUGGAGUGCGUCCUGAGGAAGUUUGGCUCAUAUGAGGACUUUGAGGUGGUGACCGGUGGAAACGUGCUCUCGAAAAGUCAGAUCUGGGCUGCGGUUCGCAAAUAUCUGCAGAAAGAAGGCUGCGUGGGAGAGGUGGUCGUGCGUCUGUCUGAUGAGCUGCUGUCUCAGGCAGUGAUGGUGGUGGAGAGCUGUCGUCCCACUCUGACCAUUAACUUGGCUGGAGCUCGGCAGCACUGGCUGGAGGGGAUGCUGAGGCAUGAGAUAGGGACACAUUAUCUGCGAGGUGUCAACAACGGUCUGCAGCCGUGGGCCAGCGCGGACGGCAGGAAGCAGUUUGGCCUCAAACCGGCCAACCCUACAGAGGAAGGCCUGGCCAGCCUGCACAGCGUCCUGCUGAGGAAGCAGCCGUAUCUGUGGCGAGCAGCUCUGCUCUACUACACCGUCUACCACGCUGCCAGCAUGAGCUUCAGCCAGCUCUUCAGUCACAUCGCACGCUUCGUCCAGAACCCCGACGUCCGCUGGGAGUACUGUCUGAGAGCCAAGAGAGGACAGACGGAUACGUCGCAGCCCGGCUGCUUCAGUAAAGAUCAGGUUUACCUGGACGGAAUCCUGCAGCUUCUCCGCCAUCGAAGGUCCAUCGACUUCAAGAUAUUGACGUCUCUAGGAAAAGUGUCGUACAAGGACGUGGCGAGGCUGCGUCCUCUGGCGACGCACUCCAGGACCAGAAUCCCGCACUUCAUGCGAGACCCAGAACGGUACCUGCAGCACCUGGACCACAUCGUCGCGGUGAACGAAUUGGACGACUCGACGCUGCGGCGCCUGCUGCCGUGGCCGACUGAACCCGAGAGGACGGAGGCGGAGGACGCCGGCACGCCGUCGACGCCAUGCGUGACGUAAAGAAAAAAAAACCACUCGGUGAUACGAAGUUUGCUCCGAGCAGCGAUUUCUGUAAAACUUGAACAACACGAACAAAAAGGGACAUAAACACAAACACCUCUUAGCUUCACUGUUGUCUAAUGCAUGUCACAGAGGCCCCUCCCACUAUACAGUUACCUCAACACUGCUACGCUAACAUGUACCCGACGUUAUAGCUGUAGACUAGUAUUUCACACACAUAUUUAAACGUGUUCACAAAGCUUUAUUUUGUUGUUUUUUUUACUUCAGACUGAAUGUCACUGGUUUUAGCUUUAUACCUUUUAUUUAAUUUUUUUUUUUACAUCGUAGAUUAUUUGCAUUAUAAAAAAAAGGACACCAAGGACACAUAAAAAUAAAAAAAGAAUGAAAACGGGAUGAAACAACUCAGGCCUGAAUCUGUAAAAAGUGCCACUGGACUUGGUCACAUAUUCACGUUUAAAUCAGAUCAACAGCCGUUUCUGUCUGAAAGGUGUCCUUGGUGUCUUUGGAUCAGUUUGCUACUGUGAUCAUGUGACGUGUCCCCGACCUCCCACCUCCGUCCUAGUAAACCCAACUCUUUUUUGUUUUGCACCGUUUCAGGAACAGUUAAGCAUUUUGGGAAGGCUGCGAUUGUAAACUUCGUAAGACGGGGUUUGAGCCGCACAAAAAAGGGCCAGAAGAACUCACUAAUUUAACAAUUUGUGUGAAAAGAAAUCCAGGCGGCCUGAUGGGGGUUAAGAGCACUUUUUAUCGCAAUGUGCAAUCAUAUCAUAUUCAUUUUAGACGUCGUCGUUGAGGAAGAGGAAACGACCGUCUGACUGAGGGUCCACACACACUGGCUGAAAAACACAGCGUGGACCGGAAAUGGCAGCGAGGAUAGAGAAGUAGACAAUGGACAGGUGGAUGUUUACAGUGGCGUCGUAACAAUAAUGUACUGUAGGGGGAGCUCUCUGAAGGAAAAGGAAAAAAAAAAGUUCUACUUUCAGCUCCAGCAAAGAAAAUGGAGUCGCCUAUUUCCCAAAAAUGUCUGACUGUUCCUUUAACCUGGCGCUGAAGUGCCAGAGUGGCAUCAAUUUUUUGUUGUUUGGUUUUUUGACAGAGGAGGAGGAGGCGGGGCUGUUGUUGUGCGUGCCUUCAAAUUAAUAGAGCAUUAUCAGCUGUAGCUCGCCAUGUGUUUGUAUGCUGCUUUUUACCGCGAUUGACCUUUAACCUUCAGAUUUCUAAAGUGAUUCUGGGCCACGUCGUCCUCAGAGCAGAAUAGAGGACGUGGUGGGCUUUAUAAGAACCACAGUCCCGAGUUUUUAACCCGAGCACUUAAAACUAAAUGUGAACACUUGUGUGAUACAACGAUCUGAAGGUUAUCACAUCAUAUAUACACACACACACACACACCGACUUAGCACUGGGUUUAGGGAAAUCCGUAAAGUUUUUAUCCACAUGGAAUGGUGUGUUGAUCCGUUUCCGUGUGGAUAAGGUAAUAAAGAUCCACUUUCUUACAAAUUAGCUUGAAUGUGAAAAAGAUUUUCAGAACUCUUGCUUGUCUGUCACGUCCCACCUUGUUUUCAGUGUCACUACUCUGUCAAGUGGUCGAGGUCUCCAGUAAAAAGGGAAUAAAACCAAAACAAACUUGUCCAUGAUUGUUUAAAAUAUCUCAUGGUAAAUUAAUUAUGAGAUUAAACAAGUACGACACGA